AAAUCCCAAAGACUUUUGAACUAAAAACCUUCUUCUUGGGUCGUUCCGCGUUAAAUCGUUUUCCUUUAUUUUGAUCCCUUCUUAUACGCAUUGAUUUGGUCCUUUUAAACACCAAUCUUCUUCCUCGUCUCCUCUACUCUACUCCAUCCCUCAUCCAUUCAGGAAAGUUUAUUUAAGAGACAAUGUUCGGUUCGAAGAACUCACCAGCAAACCUUCCCAAGCACAACUCUGCUGAUCCUGGAUUCCACAAACCAAACCCGUUCGAUUCAGAUGAUACCACCCUUAACCCCUCCAAGAGAACUUCCUCUGAGCCCUCUUUGGCUAUCACGACCAACCCUUUUGAUGAGGUUGAGAAAGGGUCUAGUAGUAGCUCUUCCAAGCAGUCAUUGACUUCGAACUCGAGACACCAGUACAAGAACAAUUUCAGGGAUUCAGGAGGUGUUGAGAACCAGUCUGUUCAGGAGCUUGAAGGCUAUGCUGUGUACAAGGCUGAAGAGACUACAAAGUCUGUUCAAGGUUGUCUGAAAGUAGCAGAAGAGAUAAGGUCAGAUGCUACUAGAACUUUGGUCAUGUUACAUGACCAGGGUGAGCAAAUCACGAGGACGCAUCAUAAAGCUGUUGAAAUUGAUCAUGAUCUCAGUAGAGGUGAGAAGCUUCUUGGAAGCCUUGGAGGUAUGUUUUCAAAGACAUGGAAGCCGAAGAAGACUCGCCCUAUAAAUGGUCCUGUCAUAACCAGAGAUCACUCACCAACGAGAAGAGUUAACCACUUAGAGAAAAGGGAAAAACUGGGACUGAGUCCAGCACCAAAAGCACAGUCAAGAACCAGAGAACCUCUCCCUGAAUCAGCUGAUGCUUAUCAGAGAGUGGAGAUGGAAAAAGCUAAGCAAGAUGAUGGACUUUCAGAUUUGAGUGAUCUACUAGGGGAGCUAAAGAACAUGGCAGUUGACAUGGGAAGUGAAAUGGAAAAGCAGAAAGAUGGUCUUGAUCAUCUUCAUGAUGAUGUUGACGAACUCAAUUACAGAGUGCAACAAUCAAACCAACGUGCCAGCCGGUUGCUCAGGAAGUAGAUGAACAUAGUUAUAUGUUCAUUACACUCCUUCCUCUCGUGUUUCUUCAGUGAACUAGUUGCUUAUAUACGUUUCUGUCUAUGUUUAUAUUGGAUAUUUGAUUAUGAAAGAACAAAAAUCUUAAUAGAAUACAAGCAAACAUAUACUUUCUCAAGAAA
This is a messenger RNA of Brassica napus (rape), 1225 nucleotides long. RefSeq names its product SNAP25 homologous protein SNAP33. The record is from RefSeq and is a predicted model, not a curated record. Gene Ontology annotation, molecular function: SNAP receptor activity. Gene Ontology annotation, cellular component: plasma membrane; SNARE complex. NCBI's taxonomy places the organism in Eukaryota, Viridiplantae, Streptophyta, Magnoliopsida, Brassicales, Brassicaceae. The transcript has 6 exons. The coding region runs from base 183 to 1067 and encodes 294 amino acids.